Eremomyces bilateralis CBS 781.70 is the source of this 1782-nucleotide messenger RNA. RefSeq lists its product as uncharacterized. The record is from RefSeq and is a predicted model, not a curated record. The coding region runs from base 1 to 1782 and encodes 593 amino acids. Lineage: Eukaryota; Fungi; Ascomycota; Dothideomycetes; Eremomycetales; Eremomycetaceae. The transcript has a single exon.
AUGGCGUCGAUAAUAUCAAGAAGACCAUUUGGCGACCCUUCAGCAACGGUGACGAUAAUACCGCAAAGACCGCAGGGUGCUCCAAGUGAGUCGGCGGCAACACCGACAGAUGGCGGUGUCCCAUUCGCAUCGAGCGCCGAGAAUAAUCUCGCCAAUCCUUCAGCUCUAGUGACGACAAUACCGCAAAGAUCACAGGGAGCUCCAAGUGAGUCGGCGACAUUGCAUCCAGAUAACGGUAUCCCAUUCUGGCAAUCUCUCGCAUCGGAUGCGUCGAAUGGUCUCUCCUCGUUUACCUCAAAUGUCGGAUUUCCGACCGAUAUCCCCAAUGUUGCUCCGCUACCGAUACCGAGUUCGAUAAUCGAGGGCAUCUCUCGAAUCUUCUACCCGUCGUCGGGGUUGCCGAGCCUUAGUGCAACGGAAACAGUAUCGUCCUGGCAAACGGGCCCGACUACGGCUGCAUCGUCUCUAUGGACGUGGCCGUUGCCAUCUAGCGGAUCCACAUCAGGGGCAAUAUCUUCAAUGUCACAACCAACGGGGACGUUAUCAUCUAGCGAAUCCGCAUCCGGAACAAUAUCUUCAACAUCACAAUCGACGGGGACCGUGCCACCUAGCGGAUCUACAUCAGGAACAAUAUCUUCAACGUCACAACCAACGAGCACGUUGCUAUCUAGCGGAUCUUCAUCCGACUCCUCAACAUCUAGCUCCAGCUUAUCCUCAACCUCAUCCCCAUCAUUGUCCUCUACUUCCUCAACCACCUUCUCAACUUCGACGCGCUCUAGCUCCACCUCAUCCUCGAUUUCCUCCUCGACUUCGUCCUCCUCGACUUCAUCGUCCUCGACUUCAUCGUCCUCGACUUCAUCGUCCUCGACUUCAUCGUCCUCGACUUCAUCGUCCUCGACUUCAUCCCUAUCCUCAUCUAUUACCUCAUCCUCCACCUCCACCUCAUCCUCUACACAAUCUUUAACUUCAUCCUCAUCCACCCCAACAACCAUCGUCACACCCGCCGACGAACCCGUCCGCCCCCCUACCACCGCCUUCCCCGCCCCCUGGCUCGCCUCCCCCUCCGCUACUACCGGCCUCCCCGCCAAAGUCGUCGCCGGCGUCGCCAUCGGCUCUGUCUUCGCCUUCCUCCUCCUCCUCGCCUCCGUCAUCUUCUUCCUCCUCCGCAAACGCCGCCACAAGUACCAGCUCGCCCCCGUCUACCCGCAGGAAGCCUACCUGUAUGACCCCCCCGAUGUCAGCGGCGGAUCCAGCGGCGCGUCGAAGCGCAGCUCGCCGUUUGGAUCCGGCGCCGGUUUGAAGCGGAACUCACCGUACGGAUCGGGCGGGCAGGGGAUGACGGAGGUGGAUCCGCCAUUUGGACCUGCGGGCGCACCGUCGCAGCGAGCGCCGUCGUAUGGCCGCGGUCCGCCGAAGGUGGAGUUGAAGAAUGCGAGCAGUCCGCGGUUUGGUGCGGGGGCGCUGGGGGUCAGUCCUAUGAUCGGAUUCAACGGACGAGGGAGUGGGCAAAGUCUGAUGGGGCCGCGCAAUGGGGGACUCGCAGCGGUGCCGGAGGGAGACGAGCGGGUGGUGGUGAGCAGAGAAGGUGCGGAUGAUAUGGGUGGGCGGGUUUCAAGGGAUGAGGGGGAUCUAGGGAUCCGAAGAGGGGACGAUGGCAUGGAACAGGUGCCGCUGACAGAGGCGGAUUAUAACGACUUGAAUGGGCGGGUGAGCCCACCUAUUGAGGAUGUGACCGAACCACGGAGUUGGGAAAGGAGAAGAGGGGAUAGUGGUGGUAUAUGA